Microthlaspi erraticum is the source of this 345-nucleotide messenger RNA. The record is from the annotation of a GenBank genome assembly. NCBI's taxonomy places the organism in Eukaryota, Viridiplantae, Streptophyta, Magnoliopsida, Brassicales, Brassicaceae.
AUGUGUCGUUUUCACAACUUGUUCGAAUUUGUCGUUCGUUUUCGACAAGCCGAUCGACUAGCCUGUGAAUUCGAUCGAAUUGGAGCACGUAUUGCAGGGCUGACUUGUGUUCUUUUCCGUGGUUUUCAGGAACCGCGGAGAAGCCGGAUCCUCACGCCGCCAGAGGAGAUAGCACGGGGGAAGAGACCCGUCGUCGAGCCCGAUGACGACUUCGUCGAGGACUCUACCAUGCAGGACGCACCAUUCCCUGAGACCCCGGGAGACGACGAGACCGAGGACUCUGUCACGGAGAUCGAGAUGCAUCGUUUCCGCACCCUCCUCGACAUGCGGUUCGCCGGGACGUGA